AUGAGCGAGAGCGACCGCUCCGAGCUGCGCGCCCAGGCGGCCGAGCUCCGAAGACAGCAGAAGGAGCUCGCAGCGGUGAACGAGAGCGGCAGCUCCCGCUUGCGGAAGCAGUCGAGCGAGAGCAGCAGGCAGGCAGAGGCUCUCGCGGCCGUGAACGGAAGUGCCCGCACGCGGCUGCGGAGGCAGCCGGCCUCGCCUGAGAAUCAGAGCCGGAGCGUCGAUGGGCUCGACCGUGUGCUCCAGGCCGCUGGUGCGCCGGUGAACGGCACGAGUGACAAGGCCAAGCAGCACGCGGAGGCUUAA
Molecule: messenger RNA, 303 nt
Organism: Prorocentrum cordatum
Lineage: Eukaryota; Dinophyceae; Prorocentrales; Prorocentraceae
Source: the annotation of a GenBank genome assembly